Paramormyrops kingsleyae is the source of this 2975-nucleotide messenger RNA. RefSeq names its product coiled-coil domain containing 71 (gene ccdc71). The record is from RefSeq and is a predicted model, not a curated record. NCBI's taxonomy places the organism in Eukaryota, Metazoa, Chordata, Actinopteri, Osteoglossiformes, Mormyridae.
AUACCGACGCCUAUUUCUCCUUAUAUAGAUAAUAACGCCAUUUUCUAGGCGUUUUCCGCAGUAAUGCGCCGUCCCCUUCCUAUUCCUUACGCAACAUAUCCCCGCCUAUCCUCUCUGCCUGUUAUCUUUACAGCUCCCCCCACUUUGAGGUAGCAGCCAUUUUGAUUUGGUCUCCUUUGGGCUCUGGUGGUCUGUAAACCAAUUGGUGCACGCUGAAACGGUGAAGCCACGGCGGCGAGCUGUGUCGUCGGGUCCCGUCUUCCUGCUGCGCGUCCUCGCUGCUUUGUGUAUCGCUGCCAGCUGGUAUUUUAAACGGGAACUUUCUGGCAAAUGAAGUCAGAGCGCACUCCCUGAAAAGCCGCGACAGAUAGCUGCCGCAGGAAGCAUUAGCCUCCCGUAGCUAGCCAGAAGCAGAUGGGUUACUGGAAGGCAAAAUAGGAUUCUCCUCCAGUUGAGGCGUUUUAUGCAGAUCAGCUUUUAACUUAUGCCAUGAAUUGUGACGAGAAGGUUGUGGACAAGGCCAUUAAUUCCUGGUCAAGACUGGCCUUAGCAGGACAAAUAACCCUUCUGGAGGCUUUGAAGGUGUUCAACCCCAUGUCAAAAGAUCUUUCAGAGACUGAGACACAGCUUAAGUCAUUCCUUCAAGGAAUCUGGGAUGAGGGCCAUAGACCCACAGUGCUAAAAAGCAAAGAUGUCUAUGGGUACCAGUCAUGUGUAGCUGCACCCCUUCUGGUAGAGAGUGAGUCUGAAAUGCCAGGCUUCGACAACAAAGUUCCUAAAGUUCAGAAGCCUGCUAAGAAAAGAGGCCGGAAAUCUGUGCUGAAGAAGAGGGGAGUUGGUUACAAAUUGUUGAGCCCAGCUACUGAAAUUGUUUUAAAGAAGCAGCCAAAGAUCUUGUUAACAAACCUCUCGCAAAAGUCCCUCAAGCAAAUGAUCCAUUCCACAUCACUGCAUUCGACUGCUAGUCCUGUGCAGCAGUGCUUGAAAUUGACGAAUAUGAGCGGCCCCUCAGGUGGCCACACUGCAAGGCUGCAGAUUCAUUCAGAUUUGGCUCCAUGGGGCAUCGCUGCCCCCAGUUCUCACCCACCGGAGGCACGAUCCGGGAUCCCAGUUCAGCCCCUGGAGAGUGCUGGCAAGACACCUGAAGUAGUUGCCUUGGAAAAUCUGGAGAAGGCGGACACAUUCCUUGUUGGAAAAUCUACAGCGGUGUGCGAGAACAGCAGAGUUCUGAAGAAGAAUGACAGCUGUUACAAAAUGGUCCCGCUAAGGGUAGGUAGGUCAGAUAAGCUGGAUUGGAGGGACAGGGACCAUGUGACCGUUCUUGGUAAUUCAGUGGGCCAGGAUAUGUCCAGGUCCAUCUGGAUUAGGGAAGACCCACGGGACUUGCGACCAAAGGAAAGCAGUUUGCGGUCUAAGGUGAUUAAAGUGGAUGAUUUGACCACUGACGAAGAAGUAAGACUGAAAGCCCAGGAGAUUUUACAAGUUAAUUUGUCUCCCGUGAUACAAAUUAGACCUCUUGUGGUUUAAUAGUUUUAAAGGAACUACUCACCUGCUUUUGCUAUUUGGGUUGGUUUUGUAAUGUAUAUUUUUAUAUGUAUAAGACAAAGUUGCUGAGCCUGACUAGUCUUCAAGGUUUAUUGUAUAUAAAUACCUUGCAUCAGUUGGAUAUAACCCAAGAGUCGAAUUUUAAAAUAACCUUUAUAUGUCUCUGUGAAGUAUGAUCAUAUUUGGAUUUGGCACUGGAUGAUUCCUGCCCCCUCCGCACCCCUAGUUCGGCACCUGUACAAAUUGACUGUACACAGUUGCACAAAUACACACACAGAUGCACGUGUGUAUGUACAGUUUGUAACCCCUGUUGACGUUGAUGAUUAGUCUGACAGAGCCAUGUCAGUACUAUGCAUUGUCUAUGGAAAUGUAUACACAGUGUGCCGGGGCUAAUCCUUAGACAUACCCAUUUAGAUACUCAAAGAAAUUAAGCAUGGGUAUGCGGCCUUAAAUAUAUUGUUUUGGUUUUUGGUAUGUCUUGAAUGUGGGUGCUUUGUUACAGGGCAGAAUUAAGCAAACCAUUUUGUUCUCUGAACAAAUUUACAAUUGGAUUGAUGUGUUGCAUCAACUUUUGCUGAAGCUGUUUUAAUGGUUUUCUGCUUUUGCUGAUUUAACUUUCUCCCCCCUCAAUCAGUGAUUUGUUCUGGAGUUUAGAGGCAAAUACCAUGUUUGCAUUCUUAAUUGUGCUUUAAAGACUCCAGUGGCCUGUACUACGAAGCGGGGUUACUGGCUUAACGGGGUAACUUGUCAGAUUUAAGGUAGUCUGGGCAAAAUGUAAAUGAAUGAAUAUGAGGUCCAUUUAAACGGUGCUACCUUAAAUCCGACAAGUUACCUCGAUAAGCCAGUAACCCCGCUUCGUAGUACAGGCCACAGGACAAGGAACUUCUAAGUAGUCAGAGCCUAUAGUAUUACUUUUUUUGUUUUUUUAAUAGGACAAAAAAGUAAUUUAAUGACCCCUGAAAUAAAACCAUUGUGCUUUAAGAUUUACUGUAUUUUUUUUUUUUUUUCCAAAAUGUAGUGUUACAUUUUAUACAUCUUUUUUUAUUAUUGUUCAUUUAUGUUUGUGUUAAAGAAUAAUAUCAAAUGAUUGUUGUUGCUUGGCUGGGGAGGAGAUUACAGGUAACACUUAAAUUGCUUUGGAAUUUAAAUUAAGCGUAUAGAUCUCUGAAGGAAUAACUGAAAUUUUCACUGGCAAAGCAACAAAAUAUGGUAACAAUUGGCAGAAAUAAACUGCUUCUUUCAGGUCACUUAUAGUAGGAAGUGUUUUAUAGGAGUUCUGGAUGGACUCAUUUCCUGUUUAAUAUAUUUUUUUUAAAUAAAAUGGUCAUAAGGCAUGGUUCUGUGAACAAUUUUUUAAACUAUUCUUUCAGUGUUGUAUAUUUGGUAUUAUUGUUCAGACAUUGAAAUAAAGUUUUGUUUAGAAUGGAAAA